AUGUCCUGUAAUUAUGCGGAGGGACUUUCGCCAUAUGAAGAUAAAGGAGUUCUCGGUUUACCUGAGAAAUUCGAUUCUAUAGAGAAAUUAAAUGAGAAGUGUAAAAUCUUAGCGGAACUUAUAGAAACAAGUAAACACACAGUAGUUCACACAGGGGCUGGAAUAAGUACUACAGCUGGGAUUCCAGAUUUUAGAGGCCCAAACGGUGUGUGGACAUUAGAAAAGAAGGGAAAGAAGCCAUCAAUUAAUAUAUCAUUUACCGAUGCUAAACCAACAAAAACACAUAUGAUACUUAAAAAACUAGUCGAAUGCAACAAAGUACAGUACAUUAUCAGCCAAAAUAUUGACGGGCUCCAUUUAAAGUCAGGGUUAUCGAGAAAAUACCUGUCCGAAUUACAUGGCAACAUGUUCAUAGAUGAAUGUAAUCUAUGUAAAAAACAAUUUGUAAGGAGCAGUCCCGUUGAAACUGUUGGUAAGAAAUGUAGUGGAGUGCCUUGUGCAUCAGCUCAUGCAGGCAGAAGACCCUGCAGAGGUCGUUUGUAUGACGGAGUAUUGGAUUGGGAGCACAGCCUGCCGGAAAAUGAUUUGUUAAUGGCCGAGUGGCAUUCUAGUAUUGCAGAUUUGAGUAUAUGUUUAGGUACGACCCUACAAAUUGUGCCGAGCGGUAAUCUACCGUUGGAUACAGUGAAAUAUGGUGGAAAAUUAGUUAUAUGUAAUUUACAACCGACAAAACAUGAUAACAAAGCGGAUUUAGUUAUAAACUACUAUGUGGAUGAUGUGUUAGAAAAAGUUAUGGAUAUAUUGAAAUUAGAAAUCCCACAAUAUUAUGAAGAAGACAAUUUACUGAUAAAGGCAGAAAAAUCUAUAAUAGAUUGGACUAUAAGCAGAAAGGAUGUUUUAGAAAUGGAGAAAAUAUUCAAAGCUAAAUGUAAAGGUGUUAAAAAGAAACGGGUUCUGAUAAAGAAGAGAAAUGUUACGGAUGUGGACAAAAAUGAUGAUAAAACAAAAAUUAUUAAACUUGAAGCAGAUGACAAAGAACUUAGUAAUAUAGGGGAAGCGAUUGUUGCUUUUUAA
Danaus chrysippus (African queen) is the source of this 1074-nucleotide messenger RNA. The record is from the annotation of a GenBank genome assembly. Lineage: Eukaryota; Metazoa; Arthropoda; Insecta; Lepidoptera; Nymphalidae.